Molecule: messenger RNA, 2510 nt
Organism: Carassius carassius (crucian carp)
Lineage: Eukaryota; Metazoa; Chordata; Actinopteri; Cypriniformes; Cyprinidae
Product: E3 ubiquitin-protein ligase RNF6-like
Exons: 4
Coding region: 143-2224 (693 amino acids)
Biological process (GO): ubiquitin-dependent protein catabolic process; protein ubiquitination; positive regulation of DNA-templated transcription
Cellular component (GO): nucleoplasm; cytoplasm
Molecular function (GO): ubiquitin protein ligase activity
Source: RefSeq, a predicted model, not a curated record
ACUGUUUUGGCGCACUCGGUCGUUUGUCCGGACAGUUGUCUGUGUGGCUCCGCUGGUCCCAUCUUGGCUACACUAUAAUCAGAGCGGAGAGGAAAGAGAGCUCGUCCAUAUUACAGCUGCUGUUUCAGCGGUUUCUGUGGUGAUGGACCCUCCCGGCGGCCGAGACGAGCGGCAUCGUCAAGCGGAGCGGCUUCGGCGGGAGGAGGCAUACUAUCACUUCAUUAAUGAACUGAGUGAGGAGGAAUACAGACUAAUGAGAGACAGCAAUCUACUGGGAACACCUGGUGAAGUCACAGCAGAGGAGCUGAGGCAGCGUCUGGAUGGUGCAAAGGAGCGAGUGUCAUCUCAGCCACGCCCCGAAACACACCCACAGAGCAUUGAGGCAGAGGGCAGUAGCGGUGCAGUCGAGCCAGGUUCAGAGACAUCUAAUGGAGACUCCCUGUUGGAAUGGCUGAACACUUUCCGGCGCACGGGAAAUGCCACGCGUAGUGGGCAGAGUGGAAACCAAACAUGGCGUGCCGUCAGCCGCACCAACCCCAACAGCGGCGAGUUCCGCUUCAGUCUUGAGAUCAACAUCAACCACGAGCAACCCGAGCCUGGAGAACACAGCGACAUCCCUGACCCGACUGAUCUUUCAAUGCCUCUUCCUCCUCCUCCUCCUCCUCCUCCUCCCCCAGUGUCAUCUGUCUCUGCACCAACAACCCCUUAUAACCCCUCAAGUUCUGCACUUUACUCAAAUCAACCCUCCACACCAUACUCUACGGCCAGGCCCACCCUAGGAAGGAGGGCCCCAGUGCGCCGCACUCGCAGUAGUACGGCUCCACCUUUAACGCCACCUCUGACCUCGCAGGCUCCUCCCACAUCUCUUAGGAGGAACUUGCCUUCUUUGCCAAGCUCUCCUCCUCCACAGGCUCCACUCGCUUUUCAGUCUCAAGAGCAGGAUGGUGAUGCUGUAAGGGGUCAAAUACAGGUCACAAACUCCUCAGUUAAUGCAGGGGAGGGGCAGAAUGGAAAUGAAGGCCUAGACUGCCCCACUGCUCUGCCUCAGUCCAGCCCCCAGGUGGAGCCAGCUGCCCGUGAGCCACAAAACAGUAGGACUCGUUCACGUGGUCGCGUGCGCAGGGCAACAGGAGCAAGUGGGGUUUUGUCUCGCUCUUCAAGACGUAGCCGCUCCCCAUUGGACAGAAACCCUGCCUCUAGCGUUAGCCCCACCCAUAGCAGCAGCGCCGCCCCAGUGGAGUCCACUGGAAGUACUGCUGUUGCCAUGGAGAUGGGCGAGGCUGCUGUAGAGCCAGCUGCUCCUACGGAUCCUCCGGAGGCUGGUGAGGAAGAGGGGGAGACGCCUGUAUCAGGUGCCGGAGGUGUGCGGCGCCACCCCACGAUCAUGCUGGACCUCCAGGUACGGCGCAUCAGGCCAGGAGAGAACCGGGACAGGGACAGCAUUGCCAGUCGCACUCGCUCUCGUGCUCGGGCCGCUGAAAACACGGUCACCUUCGAGAGCGACAGUGGUGGCUUUCGACGAACCAUCUCGCGCUCGGAGCGUGCGGGAAUCCGCACUUACGUUAGCACUAUACGCAUACCGCUGCGACGCAUUUCUGAGACAGGCCUUGGCGAGCCCAGCUCCACUGCGCUAAGAUCGAUCCUGCGCCAGAUCAUGACAGGCUUUGGUGAGCUCAGUUCCCUCAUGGAGACGGAAGCGGACUCUGAGACAGCUACGCCCAACCAGGACUCCGCUUCUGCUGGCGGAGCCCAGGUGUACCACGUUAGUAGUGGUGAGGGCGAUGUGGCCCAUGGUAGAGUGGAAUCGGCACGAGAAGGUUUAGUGACAGGAGAUGAGGAAGGACAGGUGCGGGUGAGCAGGACUGGGACAGAGGGACGACCUAGCAGCAGGGACACUAAUAGUUUGGUGGAAAAUGGGACGUUGCCCAUCUUAAGGCUGGCACACUUUUUCCUUCUCAACGAAGAUGAAGAUGAGGAGCACCCAAGGGGCCUCACCAAAGAACAGAUCGACAAUCUGGUGACACGCACUUACGGUCAGGUCAACCUGGAGGGCGAGCUGGGCCGUGCUUGCAGCGUCUGCAUCAACGAGUACGCUCAGGGGAACAAGCUGCGCCGCUUGCCCUGCACCCACGAGUUCCACAUCCACUGCAUUGACCGCUGGCUAUCUGAAAACAACACCUGCCCCAUCUGCAGACAGCCUAUUCUGUCCAGCCAUCAGGAAUGAUGUCAGGCUGUAGCUAUCAAUCAACAGAUUGAACAACUGACUUUUGUUCCACCAUCGGUGGCACCUGUACAUAAUUGCUUCAAUGUUUUCAUUCUCUGAGAUCCAUUGUAUUCAAGCUAAAGGUAGAACCAAAAGCAGAAAAAGACUAUAAUGCAGAUAUUUAACAAAGCUUUAUUUUUUUAGACUCCUUUCGUUUUCAUCUCUUCCUCUUCUUUCAUUCACCAUUAUUCUUUGCAGACAUAUUAACAAAUGGCGUGACUAACUUGGACAGAGUUAGGAAUGUUAG